GCGGCGCUCCGUAGUCUCCGCGCGAGCAGCCCCGGGCCCGUUCCUAACCCGUCAGUCCCGGGUAACCCGGUGCCCACCGCCUAGGCCUCGCUUCGGCCCCCGGGACCCGAGUGGAGGUCCGACCUGAAUGUACGGCCUGUGCCUCGGGCGGAAAAAUGUGCUGCGAGAAGUGGAGCCGCGUGGCCGAAAUGUUUCUCUUCGUCGAGGACCUGGAGGAGGAUGAUAAGAUCUUCUGCCUCUGCUCCAGGGCGUUCGUAGAGGAUCGAAAACUGUGCAACUUGGGGUUAAAAGGCUACUAUGUCAAAGACAAUGGCAGUGAUGCAGGAGACCAACCCACAGAAGAAGAGGAAGAGGGUCAUGGCACUGCAGAGUCACAUGAUAGCAAAGGGGCAGACCUGGAUGAAAGUGAACUUGAUUCAGAGGCUGAGCUCAUGAGAAGUAUGGGGUUGCCACUUCAGUUUGGUGGGUUAUCUGCAUUCAAGAAUUUUGAGGUAUCUAUGAAUGCUAGAAAUAAAGUCAAAAAAAAGAAAAAGAAAAAACAUCGAAAGAAAUACUUGGAUGAAAUUAUGAUAGAAUCUUGGAGAAAAGAAUAUGAAGAAGAUGACCUUUUGGCUUCAGAUGAUCCAUCUUCAAUUGAUCAGUGUGAGAACUCCAGAACAUGUAAACUUCAAAGCAAAAAAGAUCUUGAAACUGAAAAUCUUCCUGUUGAAAAUGCAUUAUCUCCAACGCUGGAGAUUACAGAGAAAUGGGAAAAGUAUUGGAAUGAGUAUGGAGUGGGACUAUUAUGGCAAAGCUGGCAAGAAAAACAUUCAGAUCAAACACUCUCUUCUGAACCUUGGAACAGUUCUGAUACAAAGGAAGAAUGGGAGCAACAUUAUAGUCAACUUUAUUGGUAUUAUUUGGAACAAUUUCAAUAUUGGGAAGCGCAGGGUUGGACUUUUGAUGCUAUACAAAGCUGUGAUACAGAUACUAAUGAGUCUAAAACAGAAGUUGACAACAAGAAAGAUGAAACAUGCAUGAAAGUGGACUUAAUUUCUUUUCCAUCCUCAGCUGUUAUACUUGGUAAUGAAAAUUCUAGAUCAAGUGAUAAAGAUCAUAAUGAACUACUUGAUGGGAUUAAUAAUAUGACUCUGAAUUCAGAGGAAGUAGAACAGAGCCAAUUAGAUCCAUCUCUGAAUUGUGAUAGUCAUCAGGGGCUAAGUGAAGUUAGCAACAGAAGAGAAUGCCCUGCUUCUGGCCAGAGUGAACCAUGUGAUGGAAGAACCAAGAAAAGGAAUUUGUCUGGGAAUGGAAGCACAAACCAACCAGCUCAGGAGUCACAGGUGUCUUCAGGAGCAAAUGGAAGCAAAGAGAAACCACACAUCAAUGGUAUUGAUGGAGAUGAAAGUGAAGAAGAUCCACCUGAAUAUAAGCCAACCAAACUCAAGAGGAGCCAUGAACUGGACAUCGAUGAAAACCCAGAUUCAGACUUGGAUGAAAAUAGUUCUCUUCUAGGAUUCAAGCAUGGCUCAGGACAAAAAUAUGGGGGAAUUUCGAAUUUCAGUCAUCGGCAAGUAAGGUAUCUAGAGAAGAAUGUGAAGCAUAAGUCAAAGUUCCUAGACAUGCGAAGACAAAUAAACAUGAAAAAUAAACACAUCUUCUUUACCGAAGAGUCAGAAAAACCAUUUUUCAAGAAAAGCAAAGCUUUGAGUAAGGUAGAAAAAUUCCUAAAAUGGGUUAAUGAACCAAUGGAUAAAGAAGGAUCACAGGAGUCCUUUUCUCAAAACAAUGCGCAAGACACUUGUACAAGCAGUGAUUCAGAAGAGCAAGAAGUAUCUGUUAAAAACAGUGAUGACUCACUUGAGAAGAGUAACCCAGAACCUGAGAAGUGUCAUUCUGCAUCUGCAGCUGGUGAAUGUGAAACAGAAAAAAAUAAAGAUGACAACAUAGCAGCAUCUGUUACAGAAAAGCAGGAUUGUGUUACUCAGGAAAUACCAGAGUCUGUUCAGAUAGAAACAGAAGCUGAAACAAAAAAGAAGAAGAAAAGGAAGAAAAACAAGGACAAAAAGGCAAGUGGUCUGCCUCCUGAGAUAGCUGCUGUUCCUGAGCUGGCAAAAUACUGGGCACAGAGAUACAGGCUCUUCUCCCGUUUUGAUGAUGGGAUUAAAUUGGACAGAGAGGGCUGGUUUUCAGUUACACCUGAGAAGAUAGCUGAACACAUUGCUGGCCGUGUCAGCCAGUCCUUCAAAUGCGACAUUGUGGUAGAUGCAUUCUGUGGAGUUGGAGGAAAUACCAUUCAGUUUGCCUUAACAGGAAAGAGAGUGAUUGCCAUUGAUAUUGAUCCUGUGAAGAUUGAUCUUGCUCGCAAUAAUGCAGAGGUUUAUGGUGUAGCAGAUAAGAUCGAGUUCAUCUGUGGAGAUUUCUUGCUGCUGGCUUCUCGUUUAAAGGCAGAUGUUGUCUUCCUCAGCCCUCCCUGGGGAGGACCAGACUAUGCCACUGCAGAGACCUUUGACAUUAGGACGAUGAUGUCUCCUGGUGGCUUUGAAAUUUUCAGACUUUCCCAGAAGAUCACUAAUAAUAUUGUUUAUUUUCUUCCAAGAAAUGCUGAUAUUGACCAGGUUGCUUCCUUAGCAGGGCCUGGAGGACAAGUGGAAAUCGAGCAAAAUUUUCUUAACAACAGAUUGAAGACAAUCACUGCUUACUUUGGGGACCUAAUCCGAAGAUCAUCCUAUGAAACAUAACUGAGGUAGCACAGGAAAAAAAGAUCAUGCAGUGAUCAGACAUGGUUGGAUAAGAGCACUUGGAAUUUCUUCCUGUAUUCCCUGAUACUUAUAUUAGCAUAUGGAAUGGAUCUUGUCACUCAGGGGAGGUUGGUAGGUUGAUGAAUGUUAAUGAAGUGCUUUUUUAAGAUCUUUGGAUAAUACUAUGUGCUUCAUACCUUACAAUAGUAAGUGUCUUAUAUGGAAAGGGAGGCUAACCCUGUGCUUAAUGUCAGUGUACGUAUAUAUUUUUUUAAUCUUGUCUGUUUGGGUUUAAUAUUUUUUUAAAUGUUUAUAUAGAUAUCACAAAUGAUGUGUUUGUCUGCUAGAGAUACAAAGAAAACAAUGAAUGAAUAAUAUUCUCCCAACCCAUUUAAUCCCUGUUGGAAAUAAUGUUACACAUAUAAGGCUGGAAUCAUAAACAGUAUAGAAUAGUAUAAAAUGAAAAAUAAAAGCCCUCAAACCCCUUCCCCUACCCUUUAUUUAUCUAUCUAAAGAUAACCACAGCCAACAGUUUUUUAUAUACCCUUUGGAGGACUGAAAGGAAUUACGUUAUACCCUGAUACACCUUUUCUUUUCUCAGUGAUGUACUGUUCUGAACCCCUUCUUUGUUUUUGUUUUUUUUUUUUUAAACUCAGUAGUACAUUUGAAGACCUUUCCUUUUCAAUACGUAGAAAACUACGUCAUUCUUUUAAUGGCCAUUUUGUAUUCCAUCUUGAGGCUAUGCUUUAAUUAAAUUAAAGAGUUCCAUCCAGCUAUUCUACACUGUCCGUAAGUAUAAUGUAUGUUGUUGAACAAGUAUACCUAUAGGGUAUAGUCGGAUUUCUGGGCUUUGUCCAUUUUAAUUUCGACAGAUACUGCCAAACUGCCCUUCGAUAUGGGCCCACCAGCAGUGAUAAGGGUGUGUGUUUCUUGCACCUUCACCAGCUCUGGGCAGGAAGCGUUUUCAUUGUUGCUUUCUCAUGGGUGAGAAAAAGGGUACCUUGAUGUUUAUACGACCAAACAUGGUUUCUUAAUUAUGAAUGAGAUUUGAGUAUAUUUUCAUCUAUUUUGGCCUUUCUAAUAGUUUUGCCCUAUUAAACUGCUUGUUUCUGUCUUUUACGAAGUUUGCUUUUGGAUUUUUAUCUUUUUCUUAAUAAUGGUAUGAGUUCUUUGUAAAUUAAAGAAAUUAGCCCUUUCUCUUUAAUAGAUACUGCAAAUAUGUUUUUCCAGUUUAAUGUUGUCUUUCAACUUAUAUUGUGGGGUUUUUUUUUU
This is a messenger RNA of Choloepus didactylus (southern two-toed sloth), 3992 nucleotides long. It is a transcript of the gene TGS1, whose product is annotated as trimethylguanosine synthase 1. Bases 156 to 2720 code for a protein of 854 amino acids. The record is from RefSeq and is a predicted model, not a curated record. Gene Ontology annotation, biological process: 7-methylguanosine RNA capping; 7-methylguanosine cap hypermethylation. NCBI's taxonomy places the organism in Eukaryota, Metazoa, Chordata, Mammalia, Pilosa, Megalonychidae. The transcript has 13 exons. Gene Ontology annotation, cellular component: nucleus. Gene Ontology annotation, molecular function: RNA cap trimethylguanosine synthase activity.